Molecule: messenger RNA, 4320 nt
Organism: Juglans regia (Persian walnut)
Lineage: Eukaryota; Viridiplantae; Streptophyta; Magnoliopsida; Fagales; Juglandaceae
Product: probable phospholipid-transporting ATPase 4
Exons: 11
Coding region: 380-4030 (1216 amino acids)
Biological process (GO): phospholipid translocation
Cellular component (GO): plasma membrane
Molecular function (GO): magnesium ion binding; ATPase-coupled intramembrane lipid carrier activity; ATP hydrolysis activity
Source: RefSeq, a predicted model, not a curated record
AAUGUUAAAAAUGAAUCGGGGAGACUGGAAAUAUAUAAACAGAGGAGAGGAGGGACGAGAGAUUCCCGGCAUUAGUUCGGACUUGCUUUCUUGGACGAGGAGAGAACCUUCACUUUGGUCUAAAACCCUGUCCCCCUCUCUCUCUCUCUCAAGCUCUAUCUUGAUUCUUGACUUCUGUUGUCUUCUUCUUUGAUCUGCAACUGUGAAGCUCUUUCGCUAGAUGUGUUUUUGCUAAUUUGUCUUCAACAUUAUUGAGGCUCAUGUUUCCAGGCGUUAGAAGAAGAAAUUGGACAUAAGGGAAAAAUCAUUUGCAGGAGAUUCAGGUUUCCUCUCAUUGAUAUGUGCCAAUUGUACUUGUUUUGAGCUGAAAUUUGGAGAAAUGACAAGGGGAAGGAUAAGGGCAAAACUCCGGCAGAGCCAUCUUUACACAUUCUCAUGCCUCCAUCCAACUAACACGGAGGCCGAGAGACCCAAUUCAGUUCAGGGCUCGCGAAUUAUACACUGCAACCAACCACAUCUCCAUCAGAAGAAACCUCUGAAGUACUGCUCAAAUUAUAUAUCAACUACCAAGUAUAAUGUUGUUACGUUCUUGCCCAAGGCAAUCUUUGAGCAAUUCCGGAGGGUUGCUAAUUUGUACUUUCUUUUGGCUGCGGCUCUUUCCCUCACAGCAAUUUCGCCAUUUAGUGCUGUAAGCAUGAUUGCUCCUCUUGCAUUUGUUGUUGGGCUCAGUAUGGCAAAGGAAGCCCUGGAAGAUUCGCGUAGGUUCGUUCAGGAUAUGAAGGUUAAUCGCCGGAAAACUAGUGUUCAUAAAGGGAAUGGUCUUUUUGGUGAUAGACCAUGGCAUAAGAUUCGGGUGGGAGAUGUGUUGAAAGUGGAAAAGGAUCAAUUUUUUCCAGCAGACUUGCUUCUCUUGUCAUCGAAUUAUGAGGAUGGGAUUUGCUAUGUGGAAACUAUGAAUUUAGAUGGUGAGACAAACUUGAAAGUAAAGAGAUGUCUGGAGGCGACCUUGCCUUUGGACGAUGAUGAGGCUUUCAAGGAUUUUACUGGGAUAAUCCGAUGUGAAGACCCAAACCCCAGUCUUUACACCUUUGUGGGUAAUUUGGAGUAUGAUCGGCAGGUUUUUUCUCUUGAUCCUGGCCAGAUUCUCCUUAGAGAUUCAAAGCUGAGGAAUACAAAUUAUGUAUAUGGUGUUGUGAUCUUCACUGGCCAUGAUAGCAAAGUCAUGCAGAAUGCAACGGAGUCCCCUUCAAAAAGGAGCACAAUAGAAAAAAAGAUGGACUACAUCAUAUAUGUCCUUUUCACUCUCCUUGUGGUGAUCUCAUUGAUCAGCUCAAUUGGCUUUGCCGUGAAGACCAAGUACCAAGUGCCAGAUUGGUGGUACUUAGAACCCCAGAAUACUGACAGUUUAUUUAAUCCUGGCAAGCCAGCCUUGUCGGGAUUUUACCAUCUGAUUACUGCUCUCAUCCUUUAUGGAUAUUUAAUACCCAUCUCGCUCUAUGUAUCAAUUGAGGUUGUAAAGGUUUUGCAAGCAACCUUCAUUAACCAAGACAUACAUAUGUAUGAUGAAGAGACUGGAAAUCCUGCUCAAGCACGAACAUCAAACUUAAACGAGGAAUUGGGCCAGGUUGACACAAUCCUCUCUGACAAAACAGGCACUUUGACCUGCAAUCAGAUGGAUUUUCUGAAGUGCUCCAUUGCUGGUACCGCAUAUGGUGUGCGUUCUAGUGAAGUUGAACUUGCUGCUGCAAAACAGAUGGCUAUUGAGGAGGAAGUAGACAUUUCCAGUUUUCCCAUGCGUAGAGAUAAUCAACAAAGUUCCAGGAAGAAUGUCGGAAGAGCUUCGGAAAUUGAACUGGAAACUGUCAUUUCUUAUAGCAAUGGAACUGGUCAGAAACCUGUAAUAAAAGGGUUUAGCUUUGACGAUGGCCGCCUCAUGAAUGGAAAUUGGUUGAAAGAACCCAAUACUGAUGUUCAUUUACUUUUUUUCCGGAUAUUAGCAAUAUGUCAAACUGCAAUUCCUGAGCCGAAUCAAGAGACUGGAAGUUUUACUUAUGAAGCAGAGUCACCCGAUGAAGGGGCUUUUCUUGUUGCAGCGAGGGAAUUUGGUUUUGAGUUUUGUAAAAGAACACAAUCAAGUGUGUUUAUCCACGAACGAUAUCCUAAUUCAAAACAACCAGCUGAAAGAGAGUACAAACUUCUGAACAUACUGGAGUUCACCAGCAAAAGAAAGCGAAUGUCUGUAAUUGUUCAGGACGAGGAGGGGCAGAUUCUGCUUCUGUGCAAAGGUGCUGACAGCAUCAUUUUUGAUCGCCUUUCAAAGAAUGGAAGAACGUAUGAGGAAGCUACUACUAAGCACUUGACUGAAUAUGGAGAAGCUGGGUUGCGUACAUUGGCACUUGCUUAUAGAAAGCUUGAGGAGUCUGAGUAUGCCACUUGGAACAAUGAGUUUCAGAAAGCCAAAACAUGUAUUGGGGCUGAUAGAGAAGCAAUGCUUGAGCGUGUAGCAGAAAUGAUGGAAAGAGAGUUAAUACUUGUCGGUGCUACUGCUGUGGAGGACAAAUUGCAAAAAGGGGUGCCCCAGUGCAUUGAUAAACUUGCACAAGCUGGUCUCAAGAUCUGGGUAUUGACGGGGGAUAAGAUGGAAACGGCAAUCAACAUAGGAUUUGCAUGCAGUUUGCUCCGACAGGGGAUGAAGCAGAUCAUUAUAACAACAACAAAUUCAGACACAUUAGCCAAAGAUGGCAAAGAGGCUGUGAAAGAGAACAUUUUGAAUCAACUCACCAAUGCCUCACAAAUGAUCAAGCUGGAGAAGGAUCCCCAUGCUGCCUUUGCAUUAAUUAUUGAUGGAAAAACUCUAACUCAUGCUUUAGAGGAUGAUAUGAAGCAUCAGUUUUUAGGGUUAGCAGUUGAUUGUGCAUCUGUCAUAUGUUGUCGUGUCUCCCCCAAGCAGAAAGCAAUGGUAACAAGGUUAGUAAAAGAAGGAACUGGGAAAACCACCCUAGCGAUUGGUGAUGGUGCAAAUGAUGUGGGAAUGAUUCAAGAAGCUGACAUUGGUGUUGGCAUCAGUGGGGUCGAAGGUAUGCAGGCUGUAAUGGCUAGUGACUUCUCCAUUGCCCAGUUUCGAUUUCUGGAGAGACUUCUGGUAGUCCAUGGACACUGGUGUUACAAGAGGAUUGCUCAGAUGGUUUGCUAUUUCUUCUACAAAAAUAUAGCAUUUGGUCUUACCCUCUUCUACUUUGAGGCAUUUGCGGCCUUUUCUGGGCAGUCAGUUUACGAUGAUUGGUACAUGCUGUUGUUUAAUGUUUUGCUUACCUCAUUGCCUGUCAUUUCACUUGGAGUUUUUGAACAAGAUGUCUCUUCAGAAGUCUGCCUACAGUUCCCUGCACUAUAUCAGCAAGGGCCAAGAAAUUUGUUCUUCGACUGGUACAGGAUACUGGGUUGGAUGGGCAACGGUCUAUAUUCCUCCCUCAUUAUUUUCUUCCUCAACAUUAUCAUCUUCUAUGAUCAGGCAUUUCGUGAUGGAGGCCAGACAGCUGAUAUGGCCACUGUAGGUACAACAAUGUUCACUUGCAUCAUCUGGGCUGUCAAUUGCCAGAUUGCACUUACAAUGAGCCACUUCACAUGGAUCCAACACCUCCUGGUUUGGGGCAGCAUUGUCACUUGGUAUCUGUUUCUCUUGCUAUAUGGCAUGAUAUCACCGCUUAUUUCUGGGAACGCCUACAAACUUCUAGUUGAAGCUCUUGGUCCUGCUCCUAUAUAUUGGGCAGCCACCCUUCUAGUGACAAUCGCCUGUAAUCUUCCUUACUUGGCGCACAUAUCUUUCCAAAGAUGUUUUAAUCCAAUGGAUCAUCAUGUCAUCCAAGAAAUCAAGUACUACAAAAGAGAUGUUGAGGAUCAACAUAUGUGGACUAGGGAGAGUUCCAAAGCAAGACAUGAUACCAAGAUUGGGUUCACAGCAAGGGUGGAGGCAAAGAUCAGGCAGUUGAGAGGGAGGCUGCAGAAGAAACACUCGAGCUCGGUUGCAUCAUGACCAUAUCCAUGACUUUUUCAUUUUUGAUAUAUAUUUUUUUUCCUUGGGGUUUUUGGCCGAUUGUAGUUUUAUGUUGUGGCCCCCCCUUUUCUAAUUCAUUUAUUUGCUUUCUUUUUAUCUGUUAUAUUGAAGUUGGUUGGAGUUUGUCCAUUCAUUACAGAAACGUGUUAGAGCCUGUUGUAUGUACAAUAUUUUAUUGAGGUGAAGAAUGAAUAGCUUGUGAAAAUUGUUGAUUUUUAUAUAAAAAAGUUGCUCUGGUUAGCGUUGACUAAUGAGAGCUGUCAUACAAA